AGUUAAGUUCUUUUCCCACGCUCCGGCAGUCUCGCGGGGUGCUGAGGAAGUAGAAAAGCCGGCAACGUCUGUAGUGUCCAUCGAUGUCCGAACAUUGUCUGGCCUAAUAGCUGUGUCCAGGCUAACCUUUUGUUUGCAAACCCAGGAGGGCUUCCGACGUUUCACCUAUGCAGAUGUCUUGUAGCGGAUCACCGGAGAAAACCGUUGAUCCUCCGUCGAAGAAGCGAAAACUAGAGUGCCAGGGCUCGUUGGUGGACAGCAAUUCAUCCGUGGUUGCGCCGAGUGGCGAGAUGCAGCAGACCCCCGACGGAAACAACACGGCGGCCCCGGCCGCCGGCGAGGACUCCGAGAGCCCCCAGCUGGACGAGAACCAGUACUCUCGGCAGCUGUACGUGCUCGGCCACGAAGCCAUGGUGCGGAUGGCCAAGUCGAACGUACUCAUCUCGGGUCUCGGAGGACUCGGCGUCGAAGUGGCUAAGAACGUCGUGCUGGCCGGCGUGCGAAAAGUGGUGCUGCACGACAGCCAGCUGGUCAGUAAUGCCGACCUGGCCACCCAGUACUUCUUGGGCACGGCCGACGUCGGCCGCAACAGGGCCGAGGCGUCCUGCAAGCAUCUGGCCGAGCUCAACAACAGCGUCGCCGUUGAGUCCUUCGUCGGCGAGCUCACCACAGAGUUCGUCGAGUCUUUUGCGGUCGUCGUUCUGACUGAGACAACGAGAGAUGAGCAGUUGCGCAUCGCCGAGGUGACCCACGCUAAGAACAUCCCUCUGAUCGUGGCCGACACGAGGGGUGUUUUCGCCCAGGUGUUCUGUGAUUUCGGCCAGCAGUUCACGGUGAUCGAUCAGACGGGCGAGAACCCUGUCAGCACGAUGAUUGCCAGCGUGUCGAGCGACAAAGAGGGCCUGGUCACCUGCCUGGACGAGAUGCGGCACGGCUUUGAGGACGGCGAUCACGUCGUCUUCAGCGAGAUCAAGGGCAUGACGGAGCUGAAUGCGGACAGAAACCGACCAAAUGAGCAGCAGGCGCACAAGAUCAAGGUGCUCGGCCCGUACACCUUCUCCAUCGGCGACACGAGCGGCUUUUCUGCCUACACAGGUGGCGGUGUGGCCACGCAGGUCAAAAUGCCUGUCAAGGUGGACUUCCUGCCGCUCGCCGAGGCCCUCCAGCAGCCAGAGUUCAUCAUGACCGACUUUGCCAAGUUCGAGCGGCCUCCGGUGCUGCACGCGGCCUUCACGGCGCUGCACCAGUUCGUCAAAGCCAACGGCCGCCUGCCACGCCCCUGGAACGAGGCCGACGCUUCUGGCCUGCUCAGUCUGGCCGAGGGCGACUUCAACGAGGUGGACGCCAAGCUUAUCAAGACUCUCAGCUACACGGCCGCCGGCCAGCUGGUGCCCAUGUGUGCUGUGAUCGGCGGAAUAGUUGCUCAGGAGGUGAUGAAGGGCUGCAGUGGCAAGUUCUUCCCGAUCAAGCAGUUUCUGUACUUUGACGCCGUCGAGUGCCUGCCGGACGAUCUCAAGCCGGUCGAAAACUUUGAGGUGCCCGACACGCGCUAUGCGUCGCAAGUCAGCGUGCUGGGCCACAAGUUCCAGCAAAAGUUGGGUGGCCUGCGCUAUUUCGUUGUUGGCGCUGGCGCCAUCGGUUGUGAACUACUUAAGAACUUUGCCAUGUCCGGCAUUGGCGCUGGGCCCGACGGCAACAUCUUUGUCACCGACAUGGACUUGAUCGAGAUGUCUAACCUGAAUAGACAGUUCCUAUUCAGGCGAAAUGACAUCCAGAAGGCCAAGUCUUCCUGCGCUGCUAGGGCUAUCAAAGCUAUGAAUCCUGAAGUGAACAUCACAGCGCACCUGAACCGCGUGGGCGUGGACACUGAGUCAGUGUACAACGACGAUUUCUUCCAGGAGCUGGACGGUGUGGCAAACGCGUUGGACAACGUAGAUGCUCGCAUCUACAUGGACCGGCGGUGCGUGUUCUACCACCUGCCGCUGCUUGAGUCGGGCACGCUGGGCACUAAAGGAAACGUGCAGGUGGUAGUGCCGUUCAUGACUGAGUCGUACAGCUCGUCGCAGGACCCGCCUGAGAAGAGCAUCCCCAUCUGCACAUUGAAGAACUUCCCGAACGCCAUCGAGCACACGCUGCAGUGGGCCCGCGACGCCUUUGAGGGCCUGUUCACCCAGGCGCCCGACAGCGCUGCGCAGUUCCUGCGCGACCCCAACUUCGUGCAGCGCACGCAGCAGUUGCCAGGCUACCAGCCGCUCGAGAUCUUCCUGGCCGUCCGCAAGGCGCUGGUCGACCGGCCUCACUCUUUCCAGGAGUGCGUCGUCUGGGCCCGCAACCACUGGCAAGAGCAGUACAACAACCAGAUUAGGCAGCUACUCCACAACUUCCCGCCGCACCUCAAGACCAGCACUGGCCAGGACUUCUGGUCCGGCCCCAAACGCCAGCCCACAGCGCUCGAGUUUGAUGUAGCCAACGACCUGCACCUGGACUACGUCCUGGCCGCCGCCAACCUUUAUGCCGAGGUUUACGGAAUUGAGAAGGUUCUUGACAGAAGCAAAGUAGCUGAGAUGGCGUCUGCCGUGGCCGUGGCUCGCUUCGAGCCCAAGGAAGGUGUGAAAAUCGCAGAGAACGACUCGCAAUUGGCGAACGGUAACAGCAGCAACCUCGACUCGGACCAGUUGGAAAACAUCGUUCAGGAGUUGCAGACUGCGCGAGAAAAGAUCGCUGGUCUCAAGAUUAAACCGCUAGACUUUGAGAAGGAUGACGACAGCAACCAGCACAUGGACUUCAUCGUCGCCGCGUCCAAUUUGAGGGCGGCCAACUACAGCAUUGAGCCAGCAGACAGGCACAAGAGCAAGUUGAUCGCCGGCAAGAUCAUCCCAGCCAUCGCCACCACAACUAGCGUGGUCGCCGGCCUUGUCACUCUAGAGCUCUUCAAAUUGGUCCUCCUCGGCUACUGCCGAGCGGACAGGGAUCGCAGCAAAGAAGGCUGGGGCCCGUCUGGAGCAGCGCCAGUUGACGCCAAGAAGCUUGAGCGCUUCAAGAACGGCUUCGUAAACCUUGCGUUGCCGCUGUUCGCGUUCUCUGAGCCACUGGCAGCGGCGCGACAGACGUUCAAGAAGCGCGAGUGGACGCUGUGGGACCGGUUUGAGAUCACUCAGGAGAUGACGCUGAAGCAGCUGCUGGAUUACUUCAAGGACGUGUACGGGCUGGAGGUGACGAUGCUGUCGCAGGGCGUGUGCAUGCUCUACAGCUUCUUCAUGCCAGCGGCGAAGCGCGAGGAGCGACUUGCGCUGACCAUUCCUGAGCUGGUGCGUCGCGUCUCCAAGAAGACGAUCGAGCCGCACGUGCGAGCGCUCGUGCUCGAGAUCUGCUGCAACGACGUGCAGAGCGACGAUGACGUCGAGGUGCCCUACAUCAGGUACCAGCUGCCGCCCAACUAACUCAGUGCUUGAGAGUGAACUCGAAAUACACACACACACACACCCACGUAGGUGGCUUGAUUUUUGUCUCUCACUCACUCCACUCCUCGCUGCUCUUUCGUUCGUUCUUCUCUGUCUGUUCGAUCGAUCACCACACUGCGCGCGGAUUUAUUCGAGCGUCGCUUUGAUUUUCACGCGUAGUUGUUAUUAUUAUAAUUAUAAUUGUAUACUUAGUGUGCGCGGCUGCUUUCUCGUGCAGUGAGCCGCGGUGACUAACUGCUGUAGUAGACGCCUCAGAGUUUUAGCAGAAUGCAUAAUUAAUAACAAGUAAACAAUUCACAGCUCACUUUUAUUGAACAAAAUGUCAAACUGGAUUCUCUGUCUAUGCAAAUUCUCUGCGGGUGUUAAUUUAUUGGAAAGUAAUAAAAUUUUUAUUGCCAAUA
Cloeon dipterum is the source of this 3862-nucleotide messenger RNA. It is a transcript of the gene Uba1, whose product is annotated as ubiquitin-like activating enzyme 1. The transcript is spliced from 8 exons. NCBI's taxonomy places the organism in Eukaryota, Metazoa, Arthropoda, Insecta, Ephemeroptera, Baetidae. The coding region runs from base 168 to 3440 and encodes 1090 amino acids. Gene Ontology annotation, molecular function: ubiquitin activating enzyme activity. The record is from RefSeq and is a predicted model, not a curated record. Gene Ontology annotation, cellular component: nucleus; cytoplasm. Gene Ontology annotation, biological process: protein ubiquitination; ubiquitin-dependent protein catabolic process; DNA damage response.